UAGGGCAGCCCCGAGCCCGGCGCCCGGCCAGACCCUUGGAAGAGGUGUCUCGUCCCUUGCCACCGCCCAGGCCUCGCUGGCGCCCUCCCGCUGGUAUCAACGCGCUCCCGAGCGGUAGUGAGCCACGUUUGGGUCCGGACCAGGGAAGGACGUUAGUCAGCAGUCUGGUAGCUGGAUCCCCUAGGAAGAGAAGUUCUCACGCAGUAAGAAGAAAGCCUUUCAAUUUGGAACACUUCCUUGCGGCUGGAAAUGGGGAAUGGACUGUCAGACCAGACUUCUAUCCUGUCCAGCCUGCCUUCAUUUCAGUCCUUCCACAUUGUCAUUCUGGGUUUGGACUCUGCUGGAAAGACAACUGUGUUAUACAGGCUGCAGUUCAAUGAAUUUGUAAAUACCGUACCUACCAAAGGAUUUAACACGGAAAAAAUUAAGGUAACCUUGGGAAAUUCUAAAACAGUCACUUUUCACUUCUGGGAUGUAGGUGGUCAGGAGAAAUUAAGGCCACUGUGGAAGUCAUAUACCAGAUGCACAGAUGGCAUUGUGUUUGUUGUGGACUCUGUUGAUGUUGAAAGGAUGGAAGAAGCCAAAACUGAACUUCAUAAAAUAACUAGGAUAUCAGAAAAUCAAGGAGUCCCUGUGCUAAUAGUUGCUAACAAACAAGACCUGAGGAACUCAUUGUCUCUCUCAGAAAUUGAGAAAUUGUUAGCAAUGGGUGAACUGAGCUCAUCAACUCCCUGGCAUUUGCAGCCCACCUGUGCGAUCAUAGGCGAUGGACUGAAGGAAGGACUUGAGAAACUACAUGAUAUGAUAAUUAAAAGAAGAAAAAUGUUGCGGCAGCAGAAGAAGAAAAGAUGAAUGGUGAUAACCUUUUAGAUCUGUGUGGAGUAGGUUUUCUGUGGUCUGAUUUUGACAAAUGGAAGAGUGUCUACAUCCUGGUUUGCCUGCCUGCCCUCCUGGAUGCUGUUAAAGCUUUGUUUUGUUGAACAAUCAGAUGUCCAACUCUGUUGCCUUGUGGAAGAUGAGUAAAUGCAGUGCUUCUUAAAAUGGCCUCUUCUGCCUACCCCACAAAUCUUUUGGUACUACCAUUUUGGGAAGCCAAGCAAAGAUAGAAAAUUGACCAGAAAACAGCUGUGGAAAUUUGACCUGAAGUUAGUGAAAUAAAACUUUGAAGAGUGUCUGCCUAGUGUUUUGUGCUUACAUCUCUUGGGGGGAAGCCUUUGCAAAGAAAUUGCAUGCAAGGCUUUGUAUGUUAUGCUAAUGAAUGGAAAUGUUAAGGUAGAUUAAUAUAUACAGUCAUACUGGUCACGUUGGUCCAACCAGUAAGGGACAAGGAGGCAGUGCUUGGUUUUUUAAGUUUGGCCGAAUGAAUUUUGACAUUUUCUGGAAUCACAUACUGUAAUGCUGUAUCUUAAUUCUAGACUAUGUUUAAGUUGGUCUAACUUAAAAUUUAAAAAGAGGUAUUUGGGGCAUAUUCAAGUGCAUGGAUUAGUUUUUCUGACAAAGCAUGUUUUGGUGGAUAGUCUUUUACUUUCUAGAAAUAGCUAUGCAUC
Messenger RNA from Mesoplodon densirostris (Blainville's beaked whale), 1547 nucleotides. It is a transcript of the gene ARL4A, whose product is annotated as ADP ribosylation factor like GTPase 4A. The transcript is spliced from 2 exons. Gene Ontology annotation, molecular function: GTP binding; GTPase activity. The record is from RefSeq and is a predicted model, not a curated record. Gene Ontology annotation, cellular component: cytoplasm. Lineage: Eukaryota; Metazoa; Chordata; Mammalia; Artiodactyla; Ziphiidae. Gene Ontology annotation, biological process: intracellular protein transport; vesicle-mediated transport. The coding region runs from base 250 to 852 and encodes 200 amino acids.